Molecule: messenger RNA, 858 nt
Organism: Scedosporium apiospermum
Lineage: Eukaryota; Fungi; Ascomycota; Sordariomycetes; Microascales; Microascaceae
Product: F-actin-capping protein subunit beta
Exons: 3
Coding region: 1-858 (285 amino acids)
Biological process (GO): actin cytoskeleton organization; barbed-end actin filament capping; cell morphogenesis
Cellular component (GO): actin cortical patch; F-actin capping protein complex; cytoplasm
Molecular function (GO): actin filament binding
Source: RefSeq, a predicted model, not a curated record
AUGGCCCAAGACCCCUUCGACUCGGCGCUAGACCUCCUCCGCCGCCUCGACCCCAAACACACAACCAACCACCUCAACGCCAUCCUCACCCUCGCGCCCGACCUAACCGAAGACCUCCUCUCCUCCGUCGACCAACCCCUCACCAUCAAGCGCUGCCGCCAAACCGGCCGCGACUACCUCCUCUGCGACUACAACCGCGAUGGCGACAGCUACCGCUCCCCUUGGUCCAACCGCUUCGACCCGCCCCUCGACGAGAGCGGGCCCGGCGGCGUCGGGUUGGGCGGGAACGAGGGUGCGGGAGAAGGGGCCGUGCCGAGUGAGAGGGUGAGGGCUAUGGAGGUUAAGGCGAAUGAUGCGUUUGAUAUUUAUAGGGAGUUGUACUAUGAGGGGGGCGUGAGCAGUGUUUAUUUUUGGAAUUUGGAUGAUGGGUUUGCGGGGGUUGUUCUUUUGAAGAAGGCUUCCCCGUCCGGCGGUUCCUCCCAAGGCGUCUGGGACUCGAUCCACGUCUUCGAAGCCAUCGAGCGCGGCCGAACAACCCACUACAAACUCACCUCCACCGUCAUCCUCCACCUCUCCACGAACCCCUCUUCCGCCUCCGGCGGCGGCGACAUGGACCUCAGCGGCAACAUGACGCGCCAGAUCGAGCAGGAGCUCCCCGUCGAGUCGGACGACAGCCACAUCGCCAACGUGGGCCGGCUCGUCGAGGACAUGGAGCUCAAGAUGCGGAACUUGUUGCAGGAGGUGUAUUUCGGCAAGGCGAAGGAUGUUGUUGCUGAUUUGAGGAGCUUGGGGAGUUUGAGUGAGGGGGCGAGGGAUAGGGAGGCACAGAAGGAGAUUAUUGGGAGUAUGAGGAGGUAG